Tetranychus urticae (two-spotted spider mite) is the source of this 1350-nucleotide messenger RNA. The record is from RefSeq and is a predicted model, not a curated record. Lineage: Eukaryota; Metazoa; Arthropoda; Arachnida; Trombidiformes; Tetranychidae.
GUAUAAAUACUUGCGUUAUUCAACUUCACCAGAUAACAUUUAAUUUUACCUAUUCGUGGUUCACUUCAAUUCAGUAAUUUGUUACCUUGGAGUUAUUUUGCGAUUAUCCUGAUUUGAAUGAAAAGCCAGCUAUUGAUUUAUACUUUUGAUGUUCUUAAUGGUAAAUACACAUUUGAUCAGGAAUCCAGUAGUUUAUCGUCUUGGAAUGAAAGUUGCACGAUCAUCGGAUAUUUUGCGGAACUUUAGUGACAUGUUAGGCUAACAGUUAUGUUUUCUAUGACGCAAAAUACUUCUAACAAGCACAAACAAAAAUCACAACAUAAUAUUCAUAAUACAUGCAUGUUUGGGAUGUCUAAAUCUCAUUGGCUAUGCUGCCAACUGUAUGCUCAAUUAGACAGAAAGAAAUUUGAGAAAAAAUUGCCUCGAGUCCAGCAGAAAAACCAACUUUCUUCCAUCCCUCAGAAUCUUCACCUCACCAGUCUUCAUCCCUUAUCCAAGGUACUUUGGGCACUUGUUCCACCAAGCCUUCAUCUUCUGGUUCUUCGGCUGGUGGCAGUAUAAUGCCUCAAGGAAUACCAAUGUCUUGUCCCUAUCCAGAUACUUCAUGUUAUCCUGAAUCAGAAAAACCAAUGAUUGGUCCUGGAUCAGCUCAAUUGCUAUCCUCGGGACGCAAAUCAACUGGUGUAUCAGGAUCGGGUUAUGAAGAGAUGAGUCGUCUUUAUGACCAUUCAAUGGAUACUGAUUUAGAAAUGGAAACUCGUGCAUUGAUGGAAGGAUUAUCACACUCGGAUGCCACAACGGGACCGAUGAGACCAAUUAUCAUGAAAAGUGACGUUUCUCUGACUCGUAUUCCGUGUGAACAUUUGUAUGAAUGUAUACCAGAUGAUUCCAACUAUCACCAUGUUCAUGGGAACAAUUUUUUACACUCAAGUGCUUUAACAGGCUCACCGAGUCAAUUUCAGGGUUCCACUUAUUCACAAAACUCUUACCAUCAAUAUCACCAGCCAUUAUCAUCUUCUCAUCAUAAUCAUCAUUCAACUUUAAACUCUUAAACAACCCAUCCAAAUCAUCAUCACUCAUCACAUUAUUCAUCUCAUCCCCAUCAUCAUCAUUCCCUUGCACCAUCAGAAUAUCAAAAGCUCCACCUAUUCAUCAACAAUAAACCUCAGUCUGCAGACCCCUUGGGGCCGAGAAUCUUAUCAAUGAAUGUCUCCAAUGUAGUUUUCUAACAAACUUGUACCAGUUUUGUUGUAUUAAUGUGCUGAACUGGUAUUAGUGCAAUAUACUUUUCACAAAACAAUGGCUCUCCUAUAAAAAAGUGGUAUAAGUACAAUAAUAUAAUUGUUGGAC